This is a messenger RNA of Spinacia oleracea (spinach), 1842 nucleotides long. RefSeq lists its product as uncharacterized. The transcript is spliced from 3 exons. The coding region runs from base 177 to 1646 and encodes 489 amino acids. The record is from RefSeq and is a predicted model, not a curated record. NCBI's taxonomy places the organism in Eukaryota, Viridiplantae, Streptophyta, Magnoliopsida, Caryophyllales, Amaranthaceae. Gene Ontology annotation, cellular component: cytosol.
AAGGCCCAUAAUCAUAUCCUCGUCCACCGUACUUCCAUUCACUCUCUCAAUUCUCAAACCUUCCCCUUCCCCUUCCCCUUCCCCUUUCUCCUGCCAGCUAAACCCAACCACCACCAUUAGCCACAAUCUUGCCGGCUUCAGGCAUCUCCAACUACGGUGUUUCUUUUGAAAGUAAAAUGGAUGCUGCACUAUCCGGGGAACUAUACAUUCCAGAAGAUAUCCUGCAUCUUUUGUUGAAGGCUUCAAAUUCAUCUACAUUGAAUGAAGCCCUGCAAAGUCUUAUAGGAGUUUCAAGAACUGAGAAUGGCCGAUCAGAUCUUGCAUCGAAGCAUAUACUCCCAACUGUACUCCAGUUAGUACGGUCACUCUGUCAUCCACCGGCGCAUCAUUUUCUCUUAUUGGCUCUUAGACUCCUAAGAAACCUUUGUGCAGGAGAGCAAGUGAACCAGGACUUGUUCAUUGAGCAUAAUGGCAUUAAAGUCAUUUCAAAUGCAAUCAAUGCCACGGGGUUUGAUGAUGAUGAUCGGGUUUGUGGACUUAUACGUGCAGCCUUACAGGUAGUAGCAAAUGUUUCACUGGCCGGGGAGAAGCAUCAGUUUGCGAUAUGGUGCCAAUUUUUCCCUGAUUUGUUUCUCAAAAUUGCAAGAAUUCGCAAGAGGGAAACUUGUGAUCCUUUGUGUAUGAUUAUUUACACUUGCAGCGAUGGAGCCAUUGAAAAGUUCUCUGAACUUUGUAGCAAUUCAGGAAUGCCUAUCAUGGCAGAAAUCAUUCAGACAGCUUCACAAGUUGGUUACGGAGAAGAUUGGGUAAAGAUAAUUCUUUCAAGAAUUUGUUUGGAGGAAUCUCAUUUCCCUGCAUUAUUCAUGAAUCUAGACGAUGCUGAAAGUAAAGAUGCAGGGGUAAAUUUUACUACGGAGCAAGCUUUCCUUUUACGCAUCCUCUCAGAAAUCUUGAAUGAGCGACUCAAGGAGAUUCAUAUUGGUUCCGAGUUUGCUGUAUUUGUUCUUGGCAUAUUAGAAAAUGCGGUAAAAGCUGUUGACUUUUACAACAGGGGAAAGUCUAUUUUACCCUCAGGCAUUUCUUCCAUUGAUGUCCUCGGAUAUUCACUCAACAUCUUGAGAGAUGUAUGUGCACAAGGGAGUUCCACAGUUGCUGAUAAUACUAAAGAGGUUCAAGAGGAUGCAGUGGAUUCCUUGGUAUCGAGGGGCCUAUUGGACUUGCUCAUAUCUCUCCUCCGUGAACUUGAGCUACCAUCAUCAAUUAGGAAAUCCAUGAAACCAGGUGAGGAUCAAGGUCUUUCUUCUCAGUCACCAAAGGUAUGUCCAUACAAGGGGUUUCGAAGAGACAUUGUUGCAGUUGUUGCAAAUUGCUCUUAUGGAAGGAAGUAUGUACAAGAUGAAGUGAGAGAAAAAGAUGGGAUUAUUCUUCUAUUGCAGCAAUGUGUUCUUGAUGAAGAUAACUCUUUCUUAAGGGAAUGGGGCAUCUGGUGUGCAAGCAAUUUACUACAAGGAAAUGCUGAUAAUCAGAGGAUGGUGGCUGAUUUGGAGAUGCAAGGGACUGUGGAGGUUCCUGAACUAGCUAAGAUUGGACUACGAGUGGAAAUUGACCCAAAUACUAAACAUGCUAAACUUGUAAAUAUUCCCUGAGCUUAGCUACUUGUUGCUAUUUGUGUAUCUACCAAUUUUCAAUUUUCAAUUUUCAAUUUUGGUCACAUUGGAGUACUAGAUUUCAUCGAAAACUUGAUCAUCUUCAAUUAGCAUGCAAACUAUUAAGAUUGAUCUUGUUGGAUUUGCUGAAUGUUUAAAUAGAAUUCAAAACUAUUAUUGCAAUUUACAAAAUAUU